AUGCUGGCUCGGUCCUUCGCCGCCAUCUCCAAGCGCACGUCGGUCGCGCGCCGCUGCUUCUCGGCCGAGGGCGGUCCGUACGAGCACCGCGCCGUGUCGGCCGAGACCCUCGCGACGCUCAAGGAGCUCUUUGGCGACCGCGUCUCGACCGCUGCCUCGGUGCGCGAGCACCACGGCACGGACGAGUCGUACCACGCGCCGUGCCCGCCUGACGUUGUCGUCUACGCCGACAGCACGGAAGAGGUCUCGACGAUUCUCAAGCUCUGCUCGGCGACCAAGACGCCGCUCAUCCCGUUUGGCGCUGGCUCCUGCCGCGUCCAGUGCGGCGUCACGCGCCUCCAGCUCGAGUCGGAGCUCCGCGCGACGGGUCUCUUCUUCCCCGUGGACCCCGGUGCCGAUGCGACGCUCGGUGGCAUGGUCGCCACCAACGCGUCGGGCACGACGACGGUUCGCUACGGCAACAUGAAGUCGAACGUCCUCGGGCUCACGGCGGUCAUGGCCGACGGUCGCAUCAUCCGCACCGGUUCCAAGGCGCGCAAAUCGUCGGCGGGCUAUGACCUCACGCGCCUCUUGAUUGGCUCGGAAGGGACGCUUGCGGUCGUGACCGAAGUCGAGCUGCGUCUCCAGGGCGUGCCCGAAGCGCAGAAGAUUGCAGUCUGCAGCUUCCCGACGAUCCAGGACGCAGUCGACACGUGCACCGUCAUCAUGCAGAUGGGCAUUCCGGUGUCGCGCAUGGAACUCAUGGACCACAAGGCGAUCGAGGCCACCAACAAGUACUCGAAACUCAACAACAUUGUGUCGCCGUGCCUCGUGAUUGAGCUCAACGGGACGCCGGAAGAGAUUGAGCACCAUACGGGCACGGUGCAGGCGCUCGCAGAAGACUACUCGGUGCAGCGCAUGAGCUGGGCCGCGUCCGAGGAAGACCGCAAGGAGCUCCUCAAGGCCCGCCACUCGGCGUGGUAUGCGACCAUGAACUUGGUGCCGGGCAGUCGCGCGCUCUCGACCGACGUGUGCGUGCCGCUGAGCAACCUCACGCAGGUGAUCGUCGACACGCAGGCCGACUUGGAGGCCUCGGGGCUUGUUGGCACGAUCGUUGGCCACGUCGGCGACGGCAACUUUCACGUGAUGCUGCCCUUCUUGCACGAAGACGAACCCAAGGUGCGCGAGUUCAGCGACCGGUUGGUCGAGCGGGCGCUGGCGGCCGAAGGCACGUGCACGGGCGAGCACGGCAUCGGGUCGGGCAAGAUCAAGUACCUCCGCAUGGAGCACGGCGACAGCGUCGAUGUGAUGCAGACCAUCAAGCACGCGCUCGACCCGCACAACAUUCUCAACCCGAGCAAGCUGUUUUAA
Molecule: messenger RNA, 1350 nt
Organism: Saprolegnia parasitica CBS 223.65
Lineage: Eukaryota; Oomycota; Saprolegniomycetes; Saprolegniales; Saprolegniaceae
Exons: 6
Coding region: 1-1350 (449 amino acids)
Biological process (GO): lactate catabolic process
Cellular component (GO): mitochondrion
Molecular function (GO): FAD binding; D-lactate dehydrogenase (cytochrome) activity; D-lactate dehydrogenase (NAD+) activity
Source: RefSeq, a predicted model, not a curated record